AUGGAUUAUAGUGUGGUGCAUGCGCCUGGUCCUUACACUAUACGGAUCCUAGGUCAAACUCACCACAAAAUUGGUUCGCUUAUACCGCAACAAGGCCGUCUCCCAGAAUAUCUACAGCUUUAUAUAUUUGAUACGAGCAACGAAGUCAGAAACCGCUUAAAUGCGAUGGAGAAAACUUCAGUAGAAGGUAAUCUCGAUGAGACAACCUUAUGGCGCCUCAUCGAGAUGAUUGACGAGAAUAAUUGUUUAACUAAGAUUUUUCGACGGGCACGUGACCACUACGAAGGCGUUAGGACAGAGUUUGCUAUUAGGUUGCUCCCAGAUAAAGGAAAGGGGAAAGAAUAUGGUCUUCCGAGUACAAGUGAGGUGGCAGGCCUUAUUGUAGGGGAUAUGUCAUCAACAAUUGGGGUACGAGAUAUAGUGGUCCGAUUUCAAUCUGACACUCUGCAGCAAAUACGUGAUGAUCAUCCUCUAUACAUGAGCCUACAAUAUCCUCUUUUGUUUCCAUAUGGUGAGUAUGGGUUUCACCCAGAGAUCCCACUACAUCUUGAGACAGACACUUCAAGACAAUACUACGCUUCUCAAAUCCAGACACGUCUUAACCAAGGGAAGACAUUGAUUAAAGGAGGUCGUCUCCUCCAUCAAUUUGUUGUGGACGUUUAUACGGCAAUUGAGGAAGAUCGACUAAGGUGGGUGAGGAAUAAUCAAGAUUUCUUGAGAGCCGAGCUCUACAGUAAUGUACUCGAUGCUGUAAGGAAGGGUGACACUGAUGCUAAAAUGAUUGGUCAAAGGUUCAUACUGCCACCAAGUUUCACAGGCGGGCCCCGGUACUUUGUUGAGAAAUACCAUGAUGCGAUGGCUAUUUGCAGAGAAUAUGGAAAUCCAGAUUUGUUUAUCACAAUAACGGCCAAUCCUAAUUGGAGAGAGAUUAAAGGGCAUCUUUUGAAAUAUGGUGGAGACUCUUCCAAUGAUAGACCUGACAUUGAAUGUCGAGUCUUUAAGAUGAAGUUAGAUCAGCUACUCAAAGAUUUCAAAUACGGAACCUUCUUCAAGCCAUACACAGCAGCUCUUCACAGGAUAGAGUUUCAAAAAAGAGGGCUCCCUCAUGCACAUAUAUUAUUGUGGUUUGGAAACUCUUCCAGAACACCAAGUGAAGAGGAAGUAGAUGAGAUAAUUUCAGCUGAACUCCCAGACAAAGAAGAAGACCCAGAAGCUUACAAUUUAGUAACAAAACACAUGAUCUAUGGUCCAUGUGGUGUUAUUAAUCGGAAGUCACCAUGUAUGGAGAAUAAUGUGUGCACGAAAAAGUAUCCUCGGCCGUAUAAUGACUAUACAUCGAUUGACAAAUCAGGGUAUGUGUUAUAUCGUCGGCGCAUGAACAAAAAUGUGUUUGUGGUAAAGGAUGGGACAGUCCUAAACAACAAUUUUGUUGUACCUCAUAACAUUAAGCUCCUGAAGAAAUAUGAAGCUCAUAUUAAUGUUGAAUGGUGUAAUCGUACAAGUGCAGUGAAGUACUUAUUCAAGUAUAUAACCAAGGGGGUUGACAGAGCAACCGCAGUUAUUGAAAAGGGAAUACGGCAACUACCUCUGACACAGUGGCCACUGGCGAACCAAAAGAGAGAGUUAUGA
Molecule: messenger RNA, 1629 nt
Organism: Brassica oleracea var. oleracea
Lineage: Eukaryota; Viridiplantae; Streptophyta; Magnoliopsida; Brassicales; Brassicaceae
Exons: 1
Coding region: 1-1629 (542 amino acids)
Source: RefSeq, a predicted model, not a curated record